AUGUCCGAGUUAUAUACGACCGACAAUGUUGUUUUACGUAUUGAAUGUCAAAUUAAAAAUUUCUAUUGUAAAAGAAAAUUUUCUCUCAAUUGGACUGUUAGUGAUUUACGCGUCUAUUUUGAACAAUUAUUAGAUAUUGAUAUUGAAAAUAUCAUUUUAAAAUUAAAUAAUAAUGUGAAAUUAACAAAUGAUAAUUUUAAAUUAGCCGAAUUAAAUUUGAAAACAAAUGAUCUAAUAUUUAUUGAUUCAGUUAAUCGAGUUGAUGAUAUUGAUGAUGUUAAUGAAUUACCCGACAAAUAUCAAAUGAGUGAUAAAGAUUAUGAUAAAAGACAAAAUACAUUGAGAAAGUUUUUGAAAGAAAAUAAAUUAGGUAAAUAUAGUGGUAAUUUAAAUUUGAGUUAUAAUAAUUCAAAUCAACAUAAACGUUUAGAAUUAGAAAGUAUUGAAAAAUUAAAAUUAUUAAAAAUAGGACAAGAGGUAAAUGUUUGUGAACCGAAUAAACCGUUAAGAACAGCUAAUAUUCAAUAUGUGGGAAUAUUGAGAGGAAUUCGAGAACCAUUUAUUGGUGUAAUAUUUGAUGAACCAGUGGGAGAUAGUAAUGGACAAGAUGGAUGUAUUCGAUAUUUUGAUGCAAAAAGAAAACAUGCAAGUUUUGUACGACCAGAAUAUAUUCAAAUUAGAGAUAAUAUUGAACAAAGUAGUGGUACAGAUAGCGAUGAUAUAAAAUUAGACUAA
Didymodactylos carnosus is the source of this 735-nucleotide messenger RNA. The record is from the annotation of a GenBank genome assembly. NCBI's taxonomy places the organism in Eukaryota, Metazoa, Rotifera, Eurotatoria, Philodinida, Philodinidae.